GAACCACUGGCUAUGUUUCCUUUAAAAAUUCCUGUUCUAGGUUAUAUAGCUAUAUUUGUUAUGGAUAAUAAUGUGCAUAAUAAAUCUUUCUUCCUUUAAAUAUGUUGUGCGAGCAUUAUGCUACACUUCUUCACAUCAGUAAAAUUAUAAAAUAUCAUAAACAUGGCUACAAUUAUAAUGACCGCUUAAACGUUUAAACGUAUACGACGAUAUACUUUUCAGUAAACAAACAAAAAAACAAAAAACAGAAACAACGAAUUUAAUUUAUGACAACAAGACGUUUAGUCUGUCCGGAUUCACAGUUGUUCCUGUACUUAAAAUAUAGCCAAACGUAUAUACAGUAUUCUAAGUAUAUACAUUAUAAAAAAAAUAUUCGAAAACAACAAAAAAAAGUUUAUCUAAUUAAAUAAAAAAUCAUGACGUAGAGGUGAGUUUGUGGGCGUGGCUUAUGUGAAGCUCAUCACUUCUCGCCUGUCUUCACUUCAGACGCUGGACUUCCUGUGAAAGGUAAACAAAUGGAAGGCCAAACACCAAAUUGUCAUAUUAAUCAAAAUGUAACCCGCAAGCGGGUAUUUAAAGGACCGAAAUGCCUGGACAGAAAAGAAAAUACAACGUUCGUUUUCCACCCGGUCGCAUUAAGAAAAUCAUUCAGAAAGAUACGGAGGUGGGCAGAAUGGCCACUGCUGUUCCGGUUAUCAUAUCUAAAGCACUGGAAAUGUUCUUGAUCUCAUUGCUCACCAAGACCAGUUUAAUCACUCAGUCCAAGAACAGCAGAGUCAUGUCCAUCAACCACAUGAAACAGUGCAUUGAGUCUGAGAAGCUGUUUGACUUCCUGAAGGAGCUUGCGGAACAGGCCUCCGGCUCGUCAACAGCUAAAGAGAGCAAAGCCGGCAAGGGGAAAUGCCUGGGACACAGAAAGAAGUGGCACAACAUGUCCAUCAAAACCAAGUCACCAGAAAAGGAGGAUCUUCCCGAGAGGCAUAACACUGAGCCUUCAGACUCCUCUAGUGAGUCUGAGCUUGUCAUCUGCUUGGAGACACAGUCACCUUGAUAACAGACGAUGAAAUAGUGAGUCCAGCACUUAAGAUUCAUUCAAUCAUUCUACUACAUGUGUGAAACAGUUGGAUCCUCUCAACAUUUGCUAUAAUACUAUAGAUAAGAAGGAAAAAUUGGUCUAAAUGAGAGGUAUUCUCCAUGUGGGAUCAUCUGUAUUAUUAUUCAUGUUCAGAUAUUAUUUACUCAUCUAGCUGGCUCUGUAGCUCAUCUCAGUGAAAACUAGCAAUUUAUGAAGACCCAACAAGUUUUUCUUUUAAUAUUUCCCCCCCAAAAAAUUUUAUUUGUAUUUUUUUGCUACAGAGGCAGAAUUAAAAUGCAAAGAAAAUUAAAAUAACAAAAAAGCUUUGAAUUUGAUCAAACAAAUGUCAAUAUAUUUGUGAAAAUGUUUAUGCAAAUAUCUUGUUCAUGACUUUAGUAAGUUUUAAAUACAUAAGGAAAAUUACUUUGUGUUUUUUCUAUAAGAGGGAGAUUUUUUUUCUAUUCUGAGCACUACUGCUACUUUGUUUUUUUCUUUUCCUCUGUUGGAUUCAUAACUGUUGUUGAACCUGUGACUAUCUAAUAUGUUAAAGAGCUAAUGAAAUAGCAGUGCUAUCAAAGCACAGUACUGUUCCUUGACCACCUUUCAUUUACUGUUGAUGUAAUCCAGAAAAAAAGGGCUUUGUGAGAAUACACAUGGAUAUUUUUUAUAGCUCCAACACUAUGUAAUGUUUUAAGGUUUUCAGUAAAGAUGUUCUGUGGAUGUUCCAUGACUUUUGAAAGACAUUUUCUGCUCUUACUUUAUAUUUCACAAAUACAACCUGAGGAAAAACACCACUGAGCAUUAGGAAAGUAAGAGGAUGAUGAAAAUGUAAUUUAUUUUAAGAAAAAGUGAAUGAAACAGUUUCACCCGUUUCCAAGUUGUGAUGCUGAGGUAAAAUAAAUAAAAUCAGAUUUCUAUAACCCUAGAGCAUUUCCUUAUUUAACACCAGACUUUUUGUUAUGAAAUGAGUUCAUAUUUCUUUCUAUAUUUAUCUUCUGCAUGAUGUCUU
Ictalurus furcatus (blue catfish) is the source of this 2084-nucleotide messenger RNA. RefSeq names its product dr1-associated corepressor. The transcript is spliced from 6 exons. The record is from RefSeq and is a predicted model, not a curated record. Gene Ontology annotation, molecular function: protein heterodimerization activity; core promoter sequence-specific DNA binding; RNA polymerase II general transcription initiation factor activity. Lineage: Eukaryota; Metazoa; Chordata; Actinopteri; Siluriformes; Ictaluridae. Gene Ontology annotation, biological process: transcription by RNA polymerase II; negative regulation of transcription by RNA polymerase II; positive regulation of transcription by RNA polymerase II. Gene Ontology annotation, cellular component: negative cofactor 2 complex; nucleus. Bases 587 to 1051 code for a protein of 154 amino acids.